Messenger RNA from Mytilus californianus (California mussel), 9485 nucleotides. RefSeq names its product F-box only protein 33-like. Bases 12 to 1376 code for a protein of 454 amino acids. Gene Ontology annotation, molecular function: protein binding. Gene Ontology annotation, cellular component: SCF ubiquitin ligase complex. The transcript is spliced from 4 exons. Gene Ontology annotation, biological process: SCF-dependent proteasomal ubiquitin-dependent protein catabolic process; positive regulation of protein ubiquitination. The record is from RefSeq and is a predicted model, not a curated record. Lineage: Eukaryota; Metazoa; Mollusca; Bivalvia; Mytilida; Mytilidae.
AAGUUUCGAAGAUGGCAGCGAGACCAAACUGGAGCUCGUUGCCCAGUGUCCUUAUUGUGGAUAUUUUAUCCUACCUUUCGCAUAAAGACAGACUGAACGCUUCAUCAAGUUGUAAAAGAUGGAGGAACUGUCUUUUUCAUCCAUUAUUUUGGCAAAAGAUUAAUUUCAGAACAAGUUAUUCAGACAGACAGAGGACGAAGUUUUUGACAGACAGAUGUGGGAGAUUCGUCAGACAAGUGGUUAUAAAUUUUGACUCCCACAACCACAAAGAAGUUCGUGAAUGCUCACAGAUCUUAGAUGUACUUUGUGGAAAUAAGAAUCUAACAAGUUUUUCGUUGUUGCCUUCGAGUUGUCACAUUGAAUGGCCUGAUACACAGUCAACGUAUUUUAUUGACAGGUUUUUAGACUGCAUUGAAAGUAUUAUAAAGAACAGCAAAAAACUGAAACACUUUUCCUUGGGAUUUGCAGAAGAGUUACUAGAACAUUCCAGUAUUAUCCUUGACUUACUUGGAAGGAACUGCUCACGUAUGUUAGAAAGUCUUCACAUUGCCAGCAUUAAAGAAGAUUCAGAGAACUAUGGUAUUAUUGAUCUCAGUGCAUCACAGUUCCUAACAUUCACAGCCUUGAGACAUCUUAGUGUAGACUAUGAUCAUAUGAGUAAUGAACUUCUCUCAGCAUUUAGUUCAGGCUGUAAAAACAGACUGGAGACCUUAGUUGUCAACGUUCAUGGAAUUGACUCAGAGCAUGAGAAAGUGACAAACUACUCUUGGAUUGCAGUCAGGAAGAACUGCCCAAAGCUGGAGGUGACUGUCAACUUGAUCCAUUCCUAUGAUGGUGUACAGGGCCUUCUAGACAUCCUUCAGCCAGCCUUACCUCUAACAUGUUUUAGACAAAUGUUCUGUACAGAUCUCAAUCCAUCUGCCAUCAAUUAUUUCUCAUCACAUUACAAAGACACCCUCAGAUCAAUUUACAUCAUUGAUGGUUUGAAUGAUGGCUUUCCUAUACCAUACUUUAGUCACAUGGAAGAAGACACAUUUGUCAUGUUGGCUUGGAGAUGUACCAAACUUGAAGAAUUUACCUUGCUUGGGUAUGAGAUUUUGGAUGAUGAUAUAAUGGCUAUCGCCAGACUACGUGGUGAGCAGUUGAAGAAAUUUGAUAUUCCUCUGUCAUGUAUUGCCACUUUGGAUGAAGAUGAAGAAACACCAGCUCGAUAUGCUUAUGUGGAUGAUGAUUUUGUAGUCAGUGUGUCUAACAGCUUAAAGUGGCCUUGGUAUCCAAAAGAAGAUAGUGAACUACCAUUAGCAGUAUUUGAUGCUCAAGCUGACGCUGAACUAGCCUACAUUGAGAUCCUACUGUCUGACCAGCAACAGAAGUGACAACGUACAGCAAGCACUUACCAAAAAUAUUAUUGGAAUAGCUGAAGUUGGGGAAAUUUUCUUUAUCAGUACAACAUGAAUUUAUUGGUUUCAGUUUUGUCUGUUUAUUGUAAUAUAUACUUUAUAUACACACAAAAGAUAUUUUGUUAAAACAUGUUUUUUUUUAUUGACAUGUUUUUCAUUUAUAUUUUAUUUUGACCAAACGUUUCAGUUAUCUUUUAGAUGUCAAAUUAACUCAAUGUUCCUUUAAAAAAAACAUUGAUGUUUAACGUAACUCAUGAUAGUAUAUUAGUAAUAACAUAAAAGGAAAAUCUCAAUGAAAAGUAUGUGAAUGAAAAAAUGAAUAAACAUAAUGACUCAUUAAAAUGGAUUAGGGAAAUUUAAGAUCCAUGCAAUGAUAUAAUUGGUUGGUUAAUAACAUUGUGAGUAGGGUUUUGAUAUCAUCACACUGAAGUCUUGUUUAAGGAAAGUAAUGGAUAAUUAAAGCAAAAUAUAAAUUUGUCAAUUCUAUGUUAUUAUUUUGUACCCUUUGAAAUUACUUUAUGACUUUGAUACUUAAUAGAAAUCAUAUUAUCAUUUUUAUGUUGUCAGAUCUAAUAAUACCUCUCAGUUUAGCCUUUUAACAUCAGUAAAUGAUUUAUAAGAUUACAUAUACACAUGUAUAAACUAAUAGCUGUCCUCACUUUGGUAAGUGUUUUCUGGUUUUAUGAAAAUCAUAUAUAAGGACACCAUCAGAAUCAAAAAGUAUUUUGCUAACCAUCUAUUAUAGUGCUUUAAUGUAGUUCUAGUCAAUUCUUGCCGUAUUUAUUGUAAUAAAAGAUCAUUCCAGUAGUCUUAAUAAACAUGUUGACUCAAAGAACUUUUGAUAUAUACUAUUUUGUUUAAUUUUUAUCAUUAUGAAGAAUCUGAGAAUAUGGCAAAGGUUUUAAAAUUAUAUUGGAACAAUAUGUUAUCAAAAUAAUGUGAUAGACAUUGUGAUCUUUAAGUAUGAGGUCAUGUGAUACAGAACCAUACGUGCCAAUUAUAGAAAUAGAUCUGAGUGCAAUAUUUUGUGAUACAUCUUAAUACCACAAGAAAUGGUGGGAUAAAGAAACAAACGAUUAUUUUUAUUUUAUAAUCUAAGAUUCUGAUGUUUUACUCCUAUAUAUCCUGUUGUUGUGAAUUUUGUGCUAUAUUUUAUGUGCUUGAAGAAUUUUACAACUUUAUACACCAUCAAAGUGCAUUUUAAUUCCAUUGUUGUUUAGUAUUAAUAUUCUUUGAUGAAAAAAGUGAAGGACUUUAUAUUAAAGUUUAAUUCAAGAAUUAGGUCAAAGUAAUUUUUAGCUUCCAUUUGCUCCUAUUCAAUUUUUUCAAGGAUAAAAAAAUAUGAAAUUAUUCUAUCUUACACAUCUUAAUGUUGCAAACAAAUCAAAGGACUAAUAUUUAAGUUAGAAUGGACUUCACAUGUAAACCCUCAUGCAGCUCAAUGAAUAAUUAGGUCAUCUAUACACAACUUUUCCUGUAAAGAUGUAUAUUUUAAAUAUAUGUGAGGGAAAAUUGCAUUAAAGUGGUAAAUAGUACAUCUCUUGUUAACCUAGGUGUAGCUAACUAAAGAAAGUCAUCUCCUUUUAUUUGUUUGUGAAUUGCUGCUUAAGUGAAAUAUAUUUUCCUUCAUUUCUUUCAUCAAUUUAGGUGAACAUGAAAAAGUAGCUAAAUCAGCAAGUAAAGAACUAGCUACAAUUUUCAAAGGAUAAGUGCAAUCAAAAAUAAAAAUUUAGAAAACCAAGAUCUAAGUUUUUAACUCAAUGUUGUUAUUUGAUUUGUUAUUUAUUUAAACAUCCUUGUUAACUUUGGUCCAUUUUAUACACUGAGAGACCAAAUAUUGUUGAUUUUUACAAAAAGUUCCAGCACAUUCAUAUAGCAAGCCUUUGGUAUAUUUAUUAAAAUGGGCAUUUGUAAAGGCGUAAGAAUAUCAGGUUUUCAAUCUUACAGAAAUAUUUUCUUCAGUGGUUGAUAUUUACAUUACUACAAGGGAUCAUUGCUGGAGUAUAUAUAACUGCAAGUUCAUAUUCCAUUGUUGACUAACAACAAGUAAUGUUUCAUGUUAGUAGUUGCAUUUAAGACUAUUUUAUUGUAAACAUAUAAAGAGAGAUAAUUGUUAAACAGCAAAGAACUAGGCAAAGCAUAAAGACUUGAUAUAUUCUCUUGUUGUUAGUGCAACAUUUUGGGGGAAAUUAUGAAAUUUAACAGGUUUGAAAACUGGAUAUUUCAAGUACUGCUAUAUGUGGAUAUGUGUUUUAACAACUUGAUGUAAAUAUGUAAAUAAGUUUUUUUUUAUUAAGUUUGUUGUUUUAUUUUUAUUGUUCUAUAUUAUAGAUAAUUACCAGUGUUUUCUGAAAUUUUCAUUAUUUUAACAAAUAUUGUGUUAGAAAUUACAAGCUUGAAAUCUCUUGGAUGUUGUCAUGAAAUUUUUCAUACUAGGUUAUUUUUUUCUGCAUCAUGGGACAUUUUUAUGUAAAAAAUGAUUUAGAGAGCUAGUAAUAUGUAGUACUGUUGUAAUUUCAGUUCAAUAAAAAGCUAAAAUGCCAUAGCUUAUAAAAAUAUAAACAAUCUAACUUUGGUUUCUCUAGGCAGUUAUGUAAAAUUAUGAUUCCAUGUCUGUUUGAUGUGCCAAUCUGAAAAAAGUUAUUGGAAAUCUAAAACGUAAUUUAAAAAAUUGUUAUCGGGAAUUAACAAAUUGUGUGAAGAAAAAUAAACAGAAGACCUGAAAUAUGAAAGAUGAAAUAAAAAAAAACUCCAACAUACAACACAUCACAAUGAAGUUGAUACAUCAUGUCAACUUACUACAACUAUAUUAACACAAUCUAUAUAAGUAUGGUAAUAAUGUGUUACAGUAAUUGAUUACAGUAUUUGUUAUAAUAAUGAAUGAACACAUGUUAUAUAUGAAUCACAAAGUCAGUUGAAUUAUACCACAGUCUUUCUUUAUACAUGUAUUACAUUGUCAAAGAUCUUUGUGUGGGACUCAUCCUUAAAUGAUCUCAAAUAUUCAACAGUCCCAUUUAAACAUGUAUGUACAAAGUUUUUACUGGAGAAAGACGAAGAACAUAUCAAAUGAAGUUCAAAUGUGUUUGUAAAAUCUUUACAGAAUAGCAUGUAAUGUGAAUAUUUGUAAAAUCUUUACAGAAAAACAUGUAAUGUGAAUAUUUAAGCCAUCUCUUUAACUAUUGAAAUAUGCCAAAUCUGUAAAUUGACAAUGUUUAUUUUUAAUUUUCCCUUCUAAAAUGAUAAGGUAUUAAAUACACUACAUAUGUGGGGAAUAUAUUUGUCAUCUCAGUACUACUUUUCACAUUUAGGAUGCGAUAAAGUGUGGAUGAAAGACAUUUGUAAUAAAAUUUGAUACAAUUAUUUCAAUCUCAUCCAUAGGCAAAUGAUAGCUUAAUAUUGAAUACAAAAAAAAAAAAUAACAGAUAUUUUUUUUUUAUUAUUCUAUCAGUAUGAAAACGAUUUCUUAUUAUUUUCUUGAAUUAUGACAAGAUUUAACAAAAAUUUGAUUUUGUUUGUACUUUUCGGCAUGCAUAUUCUAUUGAAAAAUCACAUUAUUUGAUAUGGAACUCCCUAGUAUGUUGGUUACUUACUUAUAAGAAUCUCAUAUAUGUUUACAAUGUCCAUAGUAAAAUAAUUGUUGUCAUUAAUAUCGUGACAGUGAGUCAUAGCUUUUGUUAUAGAUAUGUAAAAUAUAUUAUAAAUUAUGUCAAAAUAAGAUCAUUAUAAAUACGGGUAACAAACUUGAUACGAUGUGAUGUCAUACACGGGUGAUAUAUAGAAAUUUAUAUUAAUGUUAUAAACAUGCCUUGGUCAAUCAUGCAAUUUGCUGAUGUUUGUAAUUAAAUUGUUAUCAAGAUCCUGAAGAAACUUGACUGUCAAAGGUUUAUUCAUAACUUAUAUAUUACAUAAUCUUCGUGUAUUUCAAAAGUACACUUCCGUACAAAAUUAUUGACAUUGUCCAGAAGAAAUGGAAGUAAAGAUGGAUGAAAGAAGAAUUUUAAAUGUUUAUGGCCAUGCCAAUUGAACUUACAGUUCUUUAGAUACUCCCUCACCAUUUUAGUGAGAUUUUAUUUUUUCAUAAAUGAAGACUUCUCUGCAUCUUUCAUUUUAGAUAUUUUUGCAGCUAUAGAUUUGAUACAAAAUUUUGGAAAAUUUUACUUAAAGCUCAGUAUGUGAAAAAUGAAAAUUUUGCAAACGAAUACAAAUUAGAAAAAAAACACAUAUAUUCAAUAAAUAUUUAUAUGAAUAUCCAUAGAUUAUUAUUCAGAGGAGGGAGAUAAAUAGUUACUUAUUGGCACAUUUAAAAAAAAAUCUUAAGUUCAUCAAAAAUAAAAUUUGUGUUGCUUUUUGAUACAAUGUGUUGUAAGUUUUGCUAUAACGAGUGGAAAUGAUAACUGCUAUCUAAUUACAAAUUCAAUGUAUAAUUUGUCAAAUGACCAACCUUAAAUAGUCAAGUUUCUGAUGAUUGAAUGUAUAAGUAAGGAAAUAUUUAUUAAGCCUUAAGAAGAAGUGUGAGAGGUUGUAAGCUAACAAUUAUGGAAAACUAACUUACUAAUGUGGUGUAAAAUUAGACAAAACUUUAUAAUGUGACCAACUAAGAAAAACAUGUGGAAUGUAUGUUAUUUAAUGUUGUGUAAAUAGUGUGUAUACAUAUUUGUUAUUAUCUUUAAAUCAAACAUUCAAUUAAUGUAGUAUCUAAGGGUCUAUCUCAGCUCAUCAGCUGAACAAAAACUGGAUCAAAAUAAACCGAGACUAGUCAUUUGACAUUAUUAAAUUUAUAAAAAGACAAACAAAUCUAUCAUUGGUGUUUAAUAUAUGCUUAUUCCUUCUUCUAAUGAUAAUAGUUGAUUGCAAAAAGAUUUUUUUUAAAAAUAGUUUUCUUCAAUUGUAGAUAAGUUGAAUUUAACUAGGGAUAAUGUUACACUGACAAUUUUCUUAUCACACAUUUACAAGUUUUAGAAAUAGUUGAUUGAUUGAACAAGGCCUGAACUUUCAAAGGUGUAAAACAUGAUGGAAUGUUCAUCCAAGAUGAGAAAAUAUUUUAGAAAAGAGAAAAUGAUACCUAAUCACUGAUGAAGACAAGUAUGUUGACAUUUGGCCUUAUAUUUGUGUACAUUAAAAACACUCAUUUUUCUGACCUUUUUUUUCUUUCUGGAAACUGGUGCAAUUUUCUGGUCCACAGACAACAGAUAAGCACAAAUAAAUGUCUAUUAUCUAAGAGAAUUAAAUGUUUCAGAUGUAUUUUCUUCAAAAUCAAUAUUAUUAGAAUUACUUGUAAGCCUUAUUUAGAUCAGACAAAUCUCAUAAUGGCCCUCAUACUUCCAGAAAAGAAGGGGCAUUAAUAGCAGUUUUGUUUGCCAACACAUAGGAUUUAUAGUUUGAGGAAAAAAAUCAUAUUAUCAUUAUUGUGUGAUAACAUUACUAAUGAUAAUUUUCAGUACAGUAAAAAUUAUGAUCAAGUAUUAAUUUUAUGCAUUUAUCAUAAUUUUAACACUAACAAAACAUAUCCCACUGUAAUGGAUCAUUGAAAUUAAAUUUUUUGAGCAUUGAAAGCUAUCACUUUUUUCACAGGAUGUUUAGGGUCAAACUCCUCAUUAUCUACUGUGAAACACACCAUGUAUCAUGCAUUAGUCUAAUAUAUUGUCUUAGUAUUUAUUAUACCAAGUGAAGAAUAUUUAAGUGAAAAACUUGUUUGUCUAUAUAGCUAUGUAGUAUUGCUAUGCUUGUCUCUCAUUUUUAUGACCUAAUUAUGGUUACUUUGAUCUUGUCCUAAAUAUGCAUGAAAUAUUUGGCACUGUUGCCACUGUAUGUUAGUAAACAAGAUUCCUUAAAUCAAUGUAUAACAGAAUUUUGAACAUUUAUAUUUAAUUUUAACUGGUUAUUACCUGUUUUACUUACAUAUAUAUAUAUAUACACGAUAUUUGCCAAACUUGAUUUCUUCCACCAUAAAUGUAUCAGCAUAACAGUGAAAAUGAGAAUGUCAUUUGAAGGUCAUGUUUUUGCUCAGAACUUUUGGAAGAGAAAUAGUGAAUAUUAUACUUGUUGGAUUAAAAGGACAGUGUAUGUGCAUUUUAAAAAUGUUUUGUUUACUUAGUAAAAGAUUAUGUGAAUUAAUGAAUGAUAUUUAAUCUUUGUCAUCUGAUAAGAAUUAUCCAAUAUCAGAUAAGGGCAUUUGAAAUCAAUCAUACAAGAAAUGUACAGGGAAUCAGGAAUACGCCAAUUUUUAUCAAAUAAAUCCCUUCCUGGAUGUUAUAUAUGCUUGUGUAAAAUGAUGUUGUGUAUAUAGUUGUUUUAUUUAUGCUUUAAUUGUUUGAUGUAUCCAAUGCUCUAGAAAGGAGCACAAGGUGCUGAGAACAUCAAUGGGGAGACAACCCAUGAAUCAACAAAUAAUGCUUGUUGAUUAAUAUAGUAUGAUUAUUCUUAAAUAGUUUUAAUGGGAGGUUUGAUACAAACUGCUCGAACAGAAAGAUUUUGUCAUUUAACUUAAUCUAUGUGAGUUCAUGAAGAGGAAAUACAUAUGUGAAAAAUCAUUAAACAAAUUAAGCCCUCUUCCACAAACUAUCUCAUGUACAUGAGAUAUUUUUGAAAUGUAAAACAUGAAGUACUGUUUAAAAAUGAAUUAGUGUAUUGAGAAUGGUUCCUAUUGAAUAAUCAUACUAUAUUUAGACAACCAAGUAAGAAUGAUCAUAUUGUAUAAAAUAUUUUGUCAAUUGUGUGAUUAUAAGAAAGACACAAUAACAUCAAUCACGAUGGACUUGUGGUAAAAACAUUCUAAUACCAAAAUGUGUUCAAACGAAGUCAACACCGAAACAUGUGACAGUCAAUCUAAUAUACAUUAAUAACCCAAGUAGGAAGUCAUUUUUAUAAUACGAUCUCAUCUAGGAAAUUUUUCAUUCAUUGAAUUUUGCCCCUUUAUAACAAUUCAAAAUUACCUACAUCAAUGGAUAAAAAUGGCAUUUCUUUGAUUAAGUGUUGAAUAUUUUCUCAUAAAAACACUGCAAGUAUCUUUUAAAAUGUAUGUGUUUUGACAUCUAUCUGCAUUUAAAAGGGAAAAAGGGACAAAAAUCAAAUGAAAAGUUUCUUAUAUACAUCCUCAUUUGUCUUCCAGAAAGAAAAUGUACUUAAUACAUUGUGAUGUUAAUACAAUGUGUUGUAAAUGUUCAAUGGUCUGUAUUAAUUAUACAAAUUAAAAAGGAUUGUUCUGUAAUCAAAGUAUGAUUAGGGAACGUUUUAGAUUUGAACAUCAUUGCCAUUAAAGUAAGAAAAAUGUAUAGAUAUAUGUAUUGUUUGUUUCAAAAAUUGGAAAAUAAGACAAAUAAAAAGCUACUUGACAUUCCAACAUAUAAAGCUUGAUUUACAUGAAGAAAAAAACAUUCCAUGAUUGACUGUCUCAUGAUAUAUAGGUACAUAUAAUGUAUAUCUGUUACAGCUUAUAUUAUGUGCUUAUUAAGGAACCUUGGCAAUGGAUACCAACUGUCUUUCAUUAAGUCUAGAGAGAUCCUGUCAUUUGAACUAGUCAUCAGACAAGAUACGGCACUGGUGACAGGUGCUAUCAUUUACAGUAGCUAAAUAAACCAAUUUAUUUCACUCUUACUAGCAAGGCAUACAGUAACUAUGUUUGUAAAUAACAGACUGUAGAUGUUAGUACCAAAAACUGAGUUAAUAUUCUAAGCAAAUUUUCCAUUCUAAUGAUAUGGUUAUACUAUUACAAAAUUUUGUUUUUGACAUUAAGACAAUAAAUCUUAAGUGACUUUGUGCUAAAUAAAAUUUUUCUAAUUGUUAAAUAGUACUCUUUUGGUAUAAACCAUUUAUAGUCUUUAAGUCAGUGCUCAAUAAAGGUCUUCAAAGAAAUGAAAUGGUUUAUUUAGCUAUUGUAUUAUGUUUUGUUUUAAAAACAUACCAGUUAAUAUCAGUUUAUAAUAAAAGUGCCAAAGUCAAGUCCAUUAAAGACUCAUGCCUUUGAAACAACUUGUUUGUUUUAUCUUGUUAUAAGUAGAAUUGUUACACAAGAAAAAGUUUUAUGAUUUUAUGUAUAUUAUGGAAGUUGAUAUCUGAAGUACAAUAAAGAUGAGCAUCUGUGCUCCA